AUGAGAAUAUUAAUUGUAAAUGGAUAUGGAAAAUCAGAAACUGGUAAACAAUAGUUUGAAAAGUAUUGUGGAUAGAUACGAAAAGUAAGCUAUUUAAAAUAGGGAUAGUUAUUUCUGAAUUAAAAAGAAUUAUUGGACACAGAGACAGAAUUUUUUUCUAGAGAUGCAAAUGAUUUAGAUGAAUUUCUAUACGAUUAAGAAUCUGGUUUUUCAAAAUAAGAAGCAGCGAAUUAAUUUAACUUUAUAGAUUUAGUUUUUAUAGAGAUAGAUGCUAAUUUAAGGCCAUGGUCGAAAUAUUUGAAAAAAGUAGAUGGAUGAAUAAUAAUUUAGGUGAUGGUUUUAAUUAGAAUGUGUUUAAGAACAAAUAAGGUUUUGUUAGCAACAGCAGGAGCUAUGUAAGCAUUAGUAUUUUUUGUGGCAACUAAUUUGGAAACUGUAAGAAUAAAAUUUUAAUAUAUUUAGCCAGUUGAAGUAGUAAAUGGUCCAUAGGGUGGUCCAUUAGGUGAUAUGAGUAAACUUUAAAAAUCUUUAGAUUAGAUUACUAAGAAUGAAUAUUUUUUAGAUAGUAUCACAGGAGAUUUGUAUGGAAUUUACUUUGAUAAGAUUGAAUCAUCAAAUUGUUGGAUUCCAAUUGCAAAUUGUGGGAUUCAUUCAAGAAGAGCAGUUGAAGAAUUUAAUACUGUUGGAAAGUAUAUGUUAUAAGCACCAGUUUAUAAACCUUAAAAAAUAAAGGAAAUUUAUGGAUUAUAUACAUCAACUUAAGAUGAGGAAAUCUGCAUGAUAAAAAAGAACUUUGUUCAACAUUACUUAUUUAAAGAUAUUAAUUAGGAAUUUUUAGUUCAUUCAAAACAUGCAUGGGAUAUCCAUCCAUUCAAUGUUUUAAAUCCAAAAAAAACAUUUGUUUAUUUAGCAGAUUCUCCAAAAGGGCCAUAAGUUAUAACAGUUAAUGAAAAUAUAGUAGGGUUAUAAUUUGAUAUUAAUCCAAAAUAUCCAGAAACAUAAUUAAUUUUAAGAAAUUUCAUAAUCCAUUAUUUGAUUUAAAUACGAUCUUGUAUCAAUAAACCAUUGUCAAUUUAAUAAGCUAAUAAUGAUCUAAGGAAAAAUAAAUUAGAUUUAGAAAAUAUGACUAAAUAAUAAGCAGAAAGUUAAUAGAAAGGUGAAAGAACAGCUUUUAAUUUUGAAGUGUUAACUAAAUUUAAGCAUGUUGGUUUUACAGGUAAAAAAGCAAAGAAAUUGGAGAUUGUUAUGAAUAAUGCUAUAAAUGAUUAAGGAUAAUUAUAAGAAGCAAUGAAAACAAUGAGAUAAAAAUAAUCUCCAAGAACAAAAUAAUCUACAGAAGAAAAUGAUUUGGAAAAAUCUAAAUUUGCAAAGUUCUCUACUAAAUUAAAUUAAGAACAUAAAGAUACAAGUGAAAAAUUCAAUAAGACAGCAGCUGAAAUCAGAUAAAUGUUGCAUCCAAACAUUGAUGAAUAAUUAUUACCUGAAAAUGAACCAUUAUGGGUAUAUUUAUAAUUUAAACUUUAUAGGUUCCUGGAAGUAUGAAUACUUCAAUGCUAGCUAGUUCUGGUUAGAGAAUUAGAUAAAGACCAUAAUCUACAACAUAAAGUCGUACAUUUAAAUUAACUAGAGUUUAAACAGCUAAAUCUAGAGUAUCGAAAGGUACAACUAAAGAGGAUUAUGAUUUAUGUAGAGAACAUCCAAUUGUUAGAUGUUCAUCUCCUUAUAUUACUAAUGUAGAAAGAGAUAGACUUGAGUAGAAAUAAAAAGAUAAAUAAAUAAUUGGACCUAGAAGUAUUAGAACUAGUGUUGUAAGCACAAUCAAAGGGGGAACUCCAUUUAUUUUGUAUGAUAAUCCCUAUAGUAAUCCAGCAGAUUAUAAACAUAGAGAUGAAAACAAAUCAAAAUGGGUUAGUGGUCACAAUUUUAGAGUUUGUUGA
This is a messenger RNA of Paramecium sonneborni, 1937 nucleotides long. The record is from the annotation of a GenBank genome assembly. Lineage: Eukaryota; Ciliophora; Oligohymenophorea; Peniculida; Parameciidae.